AUGGUGGAAAAGAUUUCAUACCUUGAAAUCAAGCUCAACUCUCCCCACAAAGAUGUUGUUGUCAUCAAAGGCAACGAGAACGAAUGUGAUCCGGUCCUUUUCGAAGGACAGGUGAAACUCUCUCUCAACAGCAACAUACACUUCAGGAAGAUCAAAUUAUCGUUGAUUGGAGAAGCCAGUAUUGUGUACUUUCUGAGGAAUCAACAGGGAGAAAUUCAGGAUCAAAUUGUCGAGAAGUUGGUCACUUUAAAGGUUGAUUGGGACAAUUUAUUGGUGAAUGAACAAGGAUCAAUAGUGCUUGGAGCCUAUGGAGACAAACCGGUCAAGAGUUAUAAGGUGAAAAAACUCCACUCUGCUCGUGAAGGUGGAUCAAGUGGUACUUCUACGCCAACAGGAAAACCAGGAUUCUUUAGAACUAAUAGCACGCCUCAUUUUGAUGAGUUUGACCAAAGUUCUAUCAAGCUUCCAGUUAGUGGGGUAGAUGGGACCCCUUUUAAAAACCACCCUUCCCAUCACUCAUUUCUUCUUCCCAAGGGUAACUACACACUUCCAUUCUCGGUUGUUCUUCCUACGAAUGUUAGUGAGACUGUAGAAGGAUUGAGUGUCGGUAAAAUGUUAUAUCAUUUACAAUGUACUGUGCAAAAGGGAAUAUUUGACAAACCCUUGGUUAAGUCCAGAUACCUUAGAAUUUUCCGUACAUUACAUCCCACCAACCUCAGUUUAGUGGAUAAUUCUGAAAUCAAUAGUACAUGGCCCGGAAAGGUGGAGUAUAUGGUGUGUGUGCAUAAAAAGGGUCUUGCAAUGGGGUCUAAAGUGCCUAUCAAAAUCAAAAUGGUUCCACUCGCAAAAGGUUUAAAAUUAAAGCGAGUUGUCUGUGAAAUAGUUCAGCACCAUCAUGUUAGUUCUAUGGUUGAACUGUCUCCUGAGUUUGAAAAUAUCAUUGGUACUCAACAAAUUUAUGGAAAGCUUACUGACGACCAGUUGAGCUCAGACUGUUGGGAAUUUUCGUGCAACUAUCGAGUACCUAGUCGUCUUCAAGAACUUACUCAAACUUGUACGUUGAACCAUGAAUUGAUUCAAGUCCGUCAUCGGCUUCGAAUUGUUAUCCACAUACAAAAUCCAGAUGGGAGAACUUCAGAGCUUCGUGCAAAUCUCCCCGUAACCAUUUACAUUAGUUCAAAUAUUGGACAUGUGUACGGCAACCAUGCAGAGGUAGAUCCUGUCACAGGAGUAGUUAAUCUUCUGAAAAACAUAGAUGAUCCAGUAUUCAAGCGGGAUCGGAAAUGUGCGAUGUCAUCUGUGAAUACUCCAUUGAUGUCUCCCAUAGGCUCACCAGAAGAAGAUGAAGAAGGGGGUAGUGAGGAGGACGAAUUGUCUAACAUGGACCCUCCACCACCACUUUAUGAACAGUCCAAAUUCGAUAAAAUCUACGAUAUUUCGAGUCCAAAAUCUCCAAGUGAACAACUUGGCAUGAGCCAGAUGUCUGGAGGAUAUUUUGACCUUCUGCUGCUGGCAAUUCACACUCGAGUUCAAAGUUCCAUAGACUUGAAUGUUUUGAGUAAAGUCCCUAGCUACAAUGAAGCGGUAGAGGAAGAUGACGAUGGCAGCAGAUAUCCAAUGUCUCCUAGUUAUGAUCCUUCGAUUCCAUUCACGCAGCAUUCAAUGCUUUCUGGCUCCAAUAGUUCUUUACUGGCUAGUUUGAUAAGUAGCCAUGGCAGUUUGCUGAAUUUGAAUAUGAACCAGUCAAGAGAUUUCAGUGUACACCAACGAACUCGCAGUAGUUUCAAGUUGAACUUACCCAAGAAAAAUACCACCAGUCGAGAUUCACGUUAAUAGAUCAUUAGAUUUCAAAUACGCUAUUCCAUCUGCUCUUCUUUUUACACAUUAGUUUGCUUCCACUUUCUCAGAACAGAAAUU
Molecule: messenger RNA, 1917 nt
Organism: Yamadazyma tenuis ATCC 10573
Lineage: Eukaryota; Fungi; Ascomycota; Pichiomycetes; Serinales; Debaryomycetaceae
Source: RefSeq, a predicted model, not a curated record